AUGAGUCGACUGGACAGUGUGCAGGACAAGGGCAACGACAACGACAACCCUGAGCCCAUCCGCCUCGACGCCGACCAGCAACCCACCACAGGAGGAAGCCAGGACGACGAGAAGCAGCCCUCGCCCUACGAGAAAGCACAUCACGACAACACACACGCCGAACGAGCUCGGGAAAAGGAAGAAGCUCGAGAGAAGAGCCAGGAGAACAGCGACGCGUCCAACAAGGAAGCCUCUACCGACGACCAGCCUGCUGGAGGCUACGAUGCAACCCCAGUCCCACGCGCUCCGCCAGGAUGGACCGUCAAGAUCAUCUUCCACCGCGCGACCAAUCUGCCCAUGGCCGACAUCAACUCCAUGUCGUCGGAUCCCUACGUGCUAGCCCAGAUCAAUACAGACAUGCCGAAACGUCAUAAGGAAGACCCCCUUCUGCGCAUGCGUACUCCCACCAUCCGUCGCAGCACCGACCCUGAAUGGAACUUUGAGUGGAUCGUCGGCAACAUUCCCUCGUCAGGCUUCAAGCUCAAAGCCCGUGUCUACGACGAGGACCCCAAUGACCAUGAUGACCGUCUGGGAAAUGUUCACAUCCCAAUUCACGAGAUCAACGACAAGUGGCCGGGCAUCCAAGAGCAGCCCUUCAAGAUCAUGAAGCGCUCGGGCAGCAAGCGCGCCUAUGCCGUUCGCGCCGUUGCUGCCUGCAUGAGCAAGGCAAAGCAUUUGCAUGGCGACCUCUACGUUAGCGUCCAGCUGCUCGGCCGCACAGACAUUGACAACGGCGGCCAUGUCUUUACCGUCGGUCCGCAAUGGUGGAUUAGGCAUCACGCUCCUAUGCUUGGGCGUAUCGCUGGCCGCAAGGAGCCCGAUGAUGACAAUGGCCAGACCGAAAAGGAAAAGUCAAAGACGGAGCGCUACAACUUCCAGGCCAACCAGAUCCAAUUCCGUGGUCCUGUGCCGGACGGUCUCUAUCACCGCUACGUCGAGUUCCGCCCCUUCGUCAAGCAAAUGUUUACGUCUAGCGGUGUGCGAGGAUGGGUCUUGUCAAAGGCUUUGCACCAUCAACACGCUCGAGUAUACAACUUUGACCGCACCACCAAAUGGGGCCACUUCCCUCAAGGCCCUUGCAAGGAAAUGACACAAGCCUUCCUUGACCUCGUACAUUACGAUGAGGGCGGGCGCAUCUUCACCUACGUCCUGAGUCUCGACGCGCUCUUCCGCUUUACAGAAACAGGCAAGGAAUUCGGUAUCGACAUGUUGAGCAAGCAUACCAUGCACAGCGACGUGAGCGUAUACAUAGCCUUUUCCGGUGAAUUCUUCAUCCGUCGCUUGAAGUACAAGAACAAGCCUCCUCCGCCAGAUGCAGCCGAUACUGGCAGUGUUAGCAGUGAGAACGACGAACAUGAUCACCAUCACGACGGCGCAAACGAAUCACAUCCACCAAACGACCUCUCCAACGGCCCACCCAACGACGAACCACCAAAAGAUCCCGCGCACUACCAACUCGUCAUCGACAACGACUCUGGCACCUACCGACCCAACGCCAAAAUGCUACCUCUGCUCAAAAAGUUCCUCGCUGCCAAUCUUCCCGGCCUCCACAUCCAAACCCUCGACUCACAGAAGGAUGCCGAGAAGAUGGGUCGUAUGAAACAGGCCCAACGCGAUCGCAAGAAGAAGGAAGGCGAUCAUAUCGUGUAUGCUCAGGCUGAUGCUAGCAGCAUCAGCAGUUCUGACGAAGAAGAGCUGGAUGCUUUGGAACAAUCUGCUCAGGAUGAGGAGGCCAGUGAGCCUGGGCUUGCGCAUCAACUCAAACAGGAUGCCGGGUUGAAGGGGAAAGCAAGGUUGGAACAGUGGAAGCAGAAUCUCCCUGGCCACACGAGGGAAUAG
Molecule: messenger RNA, 1878 nt
Organism: Aureobasidium namibiae CBS 147.97
Lineage: Eukaryota; Fungi; Ascomycota; Dothideomycetes; Dothideales; Saccotheciaceae
Exons: 1
Coding region: 1-1878 (625 amino acids)
Biological process (GO): positive regulation of gene expression
Source: RefSeq, a predicted model, not a curated record